UCCACAGGGUCAAAGUCUACACGAAACCAACAAUAGACUACAGAUAGAGUCGAGCUGAGGCGAUUUCACUUCGACAGGAGGUAGCAGUAACUUUGUUGUGUGUGUGUGUUUUUUUUUUUUUAAUUAUUUUUCAAGCCGAUGGCUCCACUGCUGAAGUGCAGCGUUUUUAUCCUGCUGGCGUUCUUCUUAACGCUGGUUCCUGUGGGGGCAGAAGGAAAUGGGCCAGUGUUACACAGACAGAAAAGAGAAUGGAUCAUAGCUCCCAGAAAGCUAAUGGAGAACCAUGAUUACACCGGCUUGGAGAGCAUUGCCAGAAUUCGCUCUGAUAAGGAGAACUUCACAAAGAUAAUAUAUGACUUAACCGGGCCAGGUGUUGACCAGCCACCUUUCAGAGUAUUUUCUAUUGACCAUAACAGCGGCUUUGUGAAAGUCCACUCCAUUCUAGACCGAGAGAAUAUCCCCUUCUAUUACCUAAAAGGGCUGGCAAAAUACACUGACGGGACCAACGCUGAAAAUGUGCUUGACCUUAAAAUUAUUGUUGAGGACGUGAAUGACUGCCCACCAGUUGUUAAAGCACAGCAAGUUGGAUCUGUUAAUGAAUCUAGUGCAGCAGGUACUUUUGUCAUGAAAGUGAUCGCCACUGAUGCUGAUGAAGAGAACACACUCCGCUCCAAGCUUUACUACAGGAUUUUGGAGCAGAGUAACAUAGGUGGGAUGUUCCAAAUCAACGCAGAAACUGGAGUGGUCACGGUCCAACGGAACACUCUAGACAGGGAGAAACAAGAUAAAUAUACGUUGACUGUUGAAGUCUCUGACAUGUAUGGACAACCAGGAGGACACAAAGGAAGGGGACAAAUUCAGAUCAACAUUGGGGACAUAAAUGACAAUAUUCCAACCCUGGAAAAAGAAUUGUAUGAAGGGAGUGUGGAGGAGAACACUAUUAAUGUGGAAGUGAUGAGGAUCAAAGCUGUUGACAUGGAUCUCAUUCACACUGAUAACUGGCUGGCUGUCUUCGAAAUAGUUUCAGGGAACGAGGCAGGCUAUUUCAGCAUCACUACCGAUUCUAAGACCAAUGAGGGAAUUAUCAUGAUUCACAAGCCCCUGGACUAUGAGGCAGUCAAACUGCUCAAUUUGGAAGUGGGUGUUUCCAACAAAGCACAGUACAAUUUUGGUAGUGCGCAAAUAACAGGGGCCUCAGUCCCUAAACUCUACCCCGUUAAAAUCAAUGUGAUCAAUCAGAAGGAGGGCCCCCGUUUCCAACCAUCUGUCAAAGUGGUCACUAUCUCUGAGGACCACACUUCCGUCUUCAUCAACAAAGUCAUCACUAAUUAUGCUGCUAUUGACAGUGACACACUACAGAAAGCGACCAACGUAAGGUAUGCAAAAAUCAGUGAUGAUGACAACUGGCUGAUUAUUGAUGAGAAGACAGCAGAUAUUAGGCUGAAUAAACUGCCUGACAGAGAGUCCAAGUUCUUGAUCAAUGGAACAUAUUAUGCCAAAAUUAUAUGUAUCACCAAUGAUACGCCCUCAAAAACUGCCACAGGGACGAUAGCCAUUCAGGUGGAGGACUUUAAUGAUCACUGUCCAACACUGACUGCUACUACUCACACCAUGUGCCUUGAGGAUAAUGUGAUCUAUGCCACAGCCGUAGACAAGGAUGAGUUCCCCAAUUCAACACCGUUUGAGUUCAUUUUGAUUCCAGAGAGCAGCAACGGGAGAUGGACAGUGGAGCAUCUGAAUGGAACCACAGCCAUUCUGCGAGACCAAGCGAACUUGUGGCCAGGCACCUACAAAGUGGCAUUAGAGGUCAAGGACCAGCAGGGAAAGUCGUGUGCUGAUGUUCAGAUGAUGGACGUAACUGUGUGUGCUUGCAAUGCAAACACUAAAACCUGUUUGCCACGCUCAGCAAAGAGUGCAGGUUUUGGAGCUUCAGGUAUCCUGCUUCUGCUCCUGGGACUGCUGCUGCUGCUGUUGGUGCCCCUGCUGCUGCUGUUCUGCUUGUGCGGAGGUGCUACAGGUUGGGGAGACUUCAAGGAGAUUCCAUUUGGUACAAAACAACAGCUGAUUUCAUAUCACACUGAGGGACAGGGAGAAGACAAGGAAGUUCCUCUUCUACAUGUUCCAGUGGAAGUUGAUGCUGGCACAUUGACUACCAAGGACAUCAACAUUAAGUCUGGGGGAAGAGGGUACCUAACAGGAUUGACUGAAUUUGGAGAAGCAGCAGGUGGAGGAGCAGCAGGUGGAGGAGCAGCCUUUGGCGGCGCCAUGAAUUCAUCCACUCUCAGAGCUGAGAACAUGUACCAGUACCACCAUGAGAAACACUUUGGUGGGCAAGAGCAGACAGAAAUGGAGGGUGCAAACAUGGGGGCAGAACACCUUUACUCCCAAUACAGAACUGGGGUCUUUGAUGGGAUGAGUCUAUCUAAUCAGUUUCUGGGAGAGUACUAUUCAACUAAAUCAAACCAUGCUGCACAACGGUCCCAAGAGAAGGAUGGACUGCUGGUCUAUGACUAUGAGGGUGAGGGGUCCCUGGCAGGUUCUGUAGGUUGCUGCAGCCUUCUUGAGAAUGAUGUUGAUCUCGCGUUCCUCAAUGACCUCGGACCUAAAUUCAAAACCCUGGCUGAGAUUUGUCAAGGAUCAACCGUAGUGAUGGAGUCUGUGGAUGUUUCUAGUUCUCCUGUCAGACCAGUGUCCCCAGUCAGGCCUUCCACCUCCACCCACACACGUGUUCAUACUCACACAGAAAAAAUUAGGGACAGGGAUCAAAUUAACAUCAACACGGUCAACACCUCCAAUGUGGCAUCUGGAUCCUCUACCAUUGUCCAGGAGAGAAUCGCUGAGAGAUCCCAGGGUUCAGCAACUGUUCCCAAGGUACAUGUCCAGGACAAGCUCACCAUUCCUAGUCAGACACUGCUCAUACAGCAGCCCACUAUGUACUAUGCUGCUACACCCAUGUAUGUAGUCGAGCCCCAGCCCCAAGUGGUGCUUGUGGCGGGAGCCACCCAGCAGCAGGCAGCGGGUCAAGUAGGGCAAGUUGGGGUAAGUCAGGGGCUGGUGCAGGUCAGUGGUUUCCAAGGUACUCAGGGUGUGGUCCUUGUAGAUAGGCAGGUUGGAAUGGGUGGAGUGACAGGGCAGGUAGCACAAGGCCUUUCACAAGGAACAGUCUCCAGGUCCAGGAAAGUCUUGGUGGUGGAGAAUGGGUCCUUGGGUAGAGAGCAAGGUGAACACUUAGCGCAGGGAUUUGUUCAGACUGGACAGAGGUCUACCGAGCAGGGUUUGGAGGUCAGAGGUCGAGGUAUGCAGGAGAAAGCUCAGAGUUUUUCAAUGGGGUCACACGGUUCUUCAGGAUCAACCGAGGACUUUUCCCUGACAACCACACCCCCGCACCAAGGAAGCCAGAAAGUGGUUGUGCAACAUAAGAAAGUCACAGUCACUGAAAGAAAUAUUGAAUCUAGUUCAAGAGCAUAAAGCAAAGCCUUUGUUUAGCAUACCCCCGUUAGCAAAUAUGCUAUUUCAGUAUAUAAACAGAAUUCUGUUGCUACAGAUAGAGAGCUUGAUAAAUGGUGAAUUGAAAAUUACUCUGGCAUUUGUUCAUACCAAUUUCUCGUAUGCUGUCUGUAUACCUUAGAGUAUUACUGAAGUAUAGAGUAGAAUUGGGAGAAAACAAGAGGUUUUAAGAGGCAUCAUAUGACCUCUGUUAUUACGCUCCAGCUGAGGGAAGAGUCUGGCAAAACAUUUCUGGUCCCAAGAAAAACCACUUACUGCUGGCACCAAAUGCCGUAAAAGCACUGUAUUUAUUUCAGGUAAACUAGCGUGGCUUUAAGGCAGGAACAGCCAAAGUAAACAAAACUGAACUAAACCAGUCACACCUACAGUGUUUACUUUUCUAUGAAACAAAGAAAGCUACAACCCUCAGACCAAAUCUUCUAAUCAAAGAGAAUCUUGAUGAGGCAGAGAUCAAACAAAAAGGCCACUCAACUACAUCUCUUAGGGCAGAAAUAAGUCUACACUAAUCAAAGUCUAAUACCAGAUCAGCGAGUUCCCUUCCUGUUCCAGCUCCUGACCUGCCAGGCUGAAGUGGGAAGGGAACCGCUGGACUGGUUGUACUUGGUCUUAAAUCCCUGAAGGCUGCAUUUGGGAACCAGUCACCACCCAGAGCACCCCUGCACAAUCAAACUGGCCAACCAAUCAUAGCGCCUGGACUGCUAGUCAGACACAUCCGUCCCCCGAUAAGAACAAAAGGAGAGAGAAAAAUCAAACAAUCAAAAAUAAUGCAGUAGUGCUUAAAAAUUAUAGCUGUCUAAUUGUAACAUUAGACAGCUAGUGGGAACAUUGACUCUUUAAACCAAUGAUGACUUAUGUGCUUCUAAACUUUCACAGCAUUACUAUAAUAGAUGUGGGAUUGGAAAGUGGAAAAUUAGAUAAUUGAAAGCCAAUACUCAUGGUAUUGGUACGCCCAAUACACUUAUCAAACUCCUGCAGACAUAGUAGAAUCAUUGUGCUGGGGGCAGUUAAACUCUUACUUAGUGCUCUUUUUGAUAAGAAUCAGCACAGAAUCAGAAAGUUUCUGUAUUUCGUAUCAUGUUGCAUUCAUUCAUACAGGCUUUGAACAACAGAUUCAGUGCUCCGAGUGCUGUAUAUUUUAGUGUAUAUUUCUAAAGAUACUUUGCCUUUGUAAUAUUUUAGCUUUAGCCAUAAGCUGUUCUGCUGACCUUUGGAUUGUUGAGCUUAGUUAUACUAUAACUAGUAAAGAACUUUUCUAUGGGUGGCUUCCUUGGAAACUGCAUGACGCAUAGAUAAAUGCUGUUUGUAGUUUACGACUGAUAAAAGCACCGUCUGCAGAAGAACCAAAGCCCAAGCCCAUGAUUUAGUGCACCAAGAAGGGAUGAGAUUCUUUUUAUCAGUAUGCAGCAUAGUCAUUAUAGACUAUAAACCAAAGAAAACAACACCACACAAAUUCUUUAUAGUAUUGUUGCACUCUUUAUUAUUUCUACAGAAUAUGUGUGGAUUAUGGAUUUUCCAUGUUGUUCUUGCACAAAAAUAAAAGUAACUCCAAAAGAUAAAGUACAUUACUUUAAGGUUGUAAAAGUAUGUUUUUACACAUGUAUAUUGUGAUAUAAUUCCCAGAUGAAGUUUUAAUACGUUUUUAUUGUGUGUUUGUGCGAGUGUUUGUGUGUGUUUAACAUAAUUUGGGUAUUUGGAUGGGAAAAGUAAUCGAGUAUGAGCUUGCCAAGCACUGAAAACAUUUGGUGGAAUGACAUUGUUUGACAUUGCUGUUCUUGCAAUUGGUAGAUAGGCAUUUUUGUCUGUAGUUUCUAAUCUGCUGUAUGAAUAUGGCAUAUAUUGCUUUAGAACAGUCCAGUACUAAAGCUUUUUUUAAGUUUUGCAUCUCCUAUCAUAAUAAAAUCUAAUUUUA
Molecule: messenger RNA, 5416 nt
Organism: Toxotes jaculatrix (banded archerfish)
Lineage: Eukaryota; Metazoa; Chordata; Actinopteri; Toxotidae
Product: desmoglein-2-like
Exons: 14
Coding region: 139-3468 (1109 amino acids)
Biological process (GO): homophilic cell-cell adhesion
Cellular component (GO): desmosome; plasma membrane
Molecular function (GO): calcium ion binding
Source: RefSeq, a predicted model, not a curated record